AACUAGCAGGAUCUAUGAGUACUGUACAGUAUCGCCUUCAAAGCCGCAAGAUCUCCCAGCAGCUGGACAACAUGAAGCAAGAAAUUGCUUGUCUCGCCAGAGUAGUAUGCGACUGCCAGCGGGGUAGUCUGGUGGUCCCUGACGCGCACCUUGAUGAACCGCGUCCUUCCUCUCGUCCAUCCACGGCCAUACUGCGGCUCACCAUGGUAACCACACCCAGCCCUCCAUCUCAAGGGAGGUCCAUCACACCUCGUCGUCUCUCCCAUCCCAAUCUAGGCGUGGCUUUGGGCGUGGCAUCCAACCCGCUGCAAACUACAAUGUUUAUUAAUGACAAGGUUUUUGAACUGUCUUCUAGUCAGAAUGACCCAUUACCCAAGGCAAUUAAUUAUAUCAGUGACUCUGUUGGGCAGUUGGUGACACUGAAUGAUUCAGCAGAUCUCUCGGGUGUAGCUCGACCAGGAAGAUUAGGCUUCUCUCAGAGCAGGACUAGACCCAAUGUUAACAGGCAAAGGAGAGAGAACCUGGCCUUUAUGAAGGCUAAUGGAGAGCUACGAUCUCCAGGACCAAUGCCAACUGUCCUUACAAAUGCUAGGAGGUAGCCGAUCGUUAGCUUUUUCUUAAAGCUUCCUACUUUCAUAAACAUUCCUGAAAUAUCUAUCAGAAACAAAGCAAUGUUCUCUUUAAAAGACAGUAUAAGUUCAAAAGAAAUGCUUCCAAAUUGAAAUAGGUGUCUUGGGAAUAGUGAUUUUUAUGUUAUUUAAAUAUGCAAUCAAAGUGGAUAUUGAAGAAUAACGAUAGGAUCAUGUGGGAAUCAUGUUAUGAUAUCUGUAUGAUUACUUCUGCCACAGUUCCGAUUGAAUCUGUUAAAGUGAUUGCACAAUGGGUUGAUACGAGUGAAAGAAAGAUCAGUGCUAGAGUUUAAAGGAAAUAUUAAAGUUGUUCUGAAAUUAUAAUUGUGAAUAAGUACAUAUGUUUAGAAUUAAUUAUCUGGAAGUUAAAAUUUGUAGAGACCUGCAGUGUAUCUUGUAACAGUUAGAGCACAUUCUGGGUAAUCCUAGGAAGGGAAAAGAAGAGGGUGAAACUUAGAGUAGAGAAAGGGGUGGGGUGGGAUAGAAGAAUCAGGAUGUGUCAGAUUGGAUCAAAGCUUCAAUCUUUGAGUGUUACAUGUACAGUGUUUAAGUUAACUGCAAGUCUGGCCUCUAGAAAUAAUAAACUUCUUUCUUCUGUUCUAUGAAAGCAAUUUAAAUUAGUCUGAAUUAUGAAGACUACUCCCUUUUCCUUUGGUAGUGAAAGGAACUGUCUACAUGGUCGUCAUACAGAAUUUAUGACACAUACAUGUAUUUGUAUUUAUAAGUGGGAAUUAUACUGCUAGGAAAACGGAGGUUACCAUUGUAUAGUAAAACAAACUAUUGUUUAUGUAAACUUGUGCUUUUUUUCCUGGGAAAUAUUAUAUAGCAAGCUGUUGAUCAGCUUCUGUCAUAUUCUAGAUUUGUAGGAAAUGCAGUGAGUUUGCUGAUCAAGUCUUUCAUUGAUAUAUCAAAUGUAUUGAUUUUCAUUCUGUGUAUGAAAUAUAUCAUG
Messenger RNA from Strongylocentrotus purpuratus (purple sea urchin), 1578 nucleotides. RefSeq lists its product as uncharacterized. The record is from RefSeq and is a predicted model, not a curated record. NCBI's taxonomy places the organism in Eukaryota, Metazoa, Echinodermata, Echinoidea, Camarodonta, Strongylocentrotidae. Bases 15 to 599 code for a protein of 194 amino acids. The transcript is spliced from 4 exons.